UGUCAUUUCGAUUCAGAAGUUUGUGCAGCCCAAAAUACAUGAGCCGAUUCCAGCAAGGAUUGUGUUUUUAUUUUUUAAAUUUUGAGUUUAUUUUUGGCAGUCAAGUUGAGUAAAAAUGGGCAAAACAAGCAAAGACAAACGAGACAUCUAUUACCGGAUGGCCAAAGAGGAGGGUUGGCGUGCCAGGAGCGCCUUCAAGUUGAUCCACCUGGACGAGAAUUUUAACAUUUUUGAGGGGGUUACACGUGCCGUCGAUUUGUGCGCCGCGCCGGGCAGCUGGAGUCAGGUGCUGUCGAAGAAGCUGUACGAAUCCCGCGACAAGGACAAGGACGAUGUGAAGAUAAUCGCCGUCGAUUUGCAAGCAAUGGCCCCGCUCCCCGGUGUGACCCAACUGCAGGGAGACAUCACCAAACUGAGCACGGCCCAGGCCAUCGUCGAACACUUUGGCAACGACCAGCGCGCCCAGCUGGUGAUUUGCGACGGGGCGCCGGAUGUUACGGGGCUGCACGACAUCGACGAGUACAUCCAGUCGCAGCUGCUGCUGGCCGCCCUCAACAUCACGACCCACGUGCUGACCAUUGGCGGAACGUUCAUAGCGAAGAUCUUCCGCGGGCACGACACCACGCUGCUGUACUCGCAGUUGCGAAUCUUCUUCGAGAAGGUCUCGAUUGCGAAACCGGCCAGCUCGCGCAACUCCAGCAUCGAGGCGUUCGUCGUUUGCCAGCAGUACAAACCGCCGGAGGGUUACAUCCCGCAGAUGAUCAACCCGAUGGAGGACGACGUGAUGAAGAUCGCGGGCGAAACCGAAUCCGAAGUGAACCGGUCGAUCAUCCCGUUCAUCGUGUGCGGAGACCUGCGGGGCUACGAUUCGGACAUGUCGUACAGUUUGAAUCUCAACCCAGAGAAGGAGUACGAGUACCGCGAUGUGGUGCAGAAGCCACUAGCGCCGGCGUACAGUGAAGUACUGGAGCGGAUGAAGACCACCUCGCUGAAGCACGACAGCAUCAAGGUGGAGUCCGACAAGAAGAAGGAUUAGUUGGAAUUUGAAUUUAAACAUUUUUUUGACGACUUGGCUGUAGGGUGAGCUAUUCAACUCAUAACAUGGGAAGAUUCCGUUGCUACAUUUAAUGAACCGGGGAAGUUGGCUGAAAAUUUCAUAUUUUUCUAAGCUAUAAUUGAAUAAAUUUAUACAUUUGAUAAUUAAAAAUUGCGAUGUAACUUACAUUUAAAUUUGUGGUACUAAUUGAGAAAAACAGAAAAUAAAGUUUUUAAUUUGUCUGAUAAUAAAUUUGCAUUCUAAUGUACUUUUAAGACCAUCAAAAAUUUCAAAUAAAUACCACCUCUUUAUCUAGUAGU
Molecule: messenger RNA, 1356 nt
Organism: Culex pipiens pallens (northern house mosquito)
Lineage: Eukaryota; Metazoa; Arthropoda; Insecta; Diptera; Culicidae
Product: putative tRNA (cytidine(32)/guanosine(34)-2'-O)-methyltransferase 1
Exons: 3
Coding region: 116-1036 (306 amino acids)
Biological process (GO): tRNA methylation; cytoplasmic translation
Cellular component (GO): cytoplasm
Molecular function (GO): tRNA methyltransferase activity
Source: RefSeq, a predicted model, not a curated record